AUAUAUAUAUAUAUAUAUAUAUAUAUAUAUAUAUAUAAUAUACAACAAUCGUAUCGUAAGGGGUUUUGUCGAUCGCGGAAGUCGAGUUCGGAGACGGAUGAUGUCGAAGUCGACUUCCGCUUCGGCGAGGGAGCACAUCGAGAGGGUGAGGAGGGAUCGGUUCUACAUCGGGAGGGAGGAGCGGAACCCACUUGCGGAGGACAUUCACCAGGCCGUCAACUACCUUUCCCAGGAACUCUACUCCAAGGAUGUCCACUUCCUCAUGGAACUCAUCCAGAAUGCGGAGGACAACGAGUACCCGGCGGAGGCGGAGGCGGCGCUGGAGUUCGUGAUCACGAUGGAGGACGUGACGGCGACGGGGGCGGAGGCGACCCUGCUGGUGUUCAACAACGAGAAGGGAUUCUCUCCGGCCAACGUCGAAUCCAUCUGCCGCGUCGGCAAGUCCACCAAGAAGGGCGUCCGCCACCGCGGCUACAUCGGAGAGAAAGGUAUCGGGUUCAAGAGCGUGUUUCUGAUCUCCAGCCAGCCCCACAUCUUCAGCAACGGGUAUCAGAUCAAAUUCAGCGAAGAGCCGUCGCCGGAAUGCGGCGUCGGAUUCAUCGUCCCCGAGUGGGUCGAAGAGAAUCCGAGCCUCUCCGACAUCCAGAAGAUCUACGGCUCAUUCAAGAGCCUCCCGACCACGGCCAUCAUCCUGCCUCUCAAGGCCGAGAAAGUCGGCGCGGUGAAACAGCAGCUGUCAGGCCUGCACCCUGAGAUCCUCCUGUUUCUGUCGAAAAUUCGAAGGCUCUCUUUCAGAGAAUUCAGCAGCGAUCCCAAGCUCGCUUCGGUCACCGAAAUAUCGAUAUCCAGCGAGGAGAACUUUCGGACGAGGAAGAACAUCGACGCCGAGUCUUUCACUCUCCACUUAUCCGCUAACGAGGAUGGGGACCAGCAGUGCAGUUACUACAUGUGGAAGCAGAAGUUCCCCGUCAAGCCCGAAUGCAGAGUGAGUAAAAGAGCAGAAGUCGAUGAGUGGGUGAUCAUCCUCGCGUUUCCGUUGGGACACCGGCUGAGCAGCAGGACGAGGCAUCCCGGCGUCUACGCAUUCUUGCCGACGGAGAUGGUGACCGGCUUCCCCUUCAUAAUUCAGGCAGACUUCCUCCUGAUAUCCUCGCGGGAGUCGAUAGUUUUGGACAGCCCGUGGAACAGAGGCAUCCUCGGCUGCGUGCCUUCUGCUUUCGUCAACGCUUUCGUCGCGCAACUCAAAACCAAUGAAGCCGCUCCCGCGAUUUCCCUCCCCUUCUCGUUCAAAUUUCUGCCCGUCCGCGCGUCGUCCAUCCCCGUGCUGGAUUCGGUCCGGGAGAUCAUCAAGAGCAAAGUAGUUGAAGAGCAUAUAAUGCCGUGCCAGUCCUAUUCGGCACAGAGGAUGUUUUGUAAGCCCCGCGACGUCAGUCGGCUGAAACCGGCCUUCUGGAAUAUACUGAUCGAGGCCGGAAGCUCGGGGGUGGAUUUGCAGAGUUUGUCGUCUCACGGAACUUACAUCCUGAGCUCCCAUCUUGAUACUGCAGAUUAUGAAGAUACUUUGGGCUUUCUCGGAGUGCGAUAUGUCGAUUCGGAAUGGUAUGGAAAGUGCAUCGAAGGAUGCGGUCUCGUGAAGGAACUCGCCGAGGAAGUUUACUUGGAGCUUCUGUGUUUCAUAGCCGAUAAUUGGUCGGCUGAUUUUGCGAGGACGAGCAUUUGGCAUAAACCUCUCCUCAAGUAUGUGGACGCAAACGGGGGGGUAUCCUUUUGGAGCAUAUACAGAGCAUCGCAAUAUAGCGAUCGGAUAUGCACCGCGGCCGAUACGAGCCAUGUUUCCUGGCUUAUCGACUGGAAUAAGGAAUUGGCUUACGCUUCUGAUCGGUUCUUUAUGCCGGAAAGCACGCAGAAAUCUCUAAAAGCAUUCUCUAAGCAGGGAACAUUGAUGGACUGGCUCAAGAUGCACGCGAAAGUGGAGGUUGUAAGUGUAUACAAUUAUGCGCUUCUUGUUGCGAAAGCACUGAAGGAUCGACGGCUAGUGAUCGCUUUCACCCACUUUGUAUACCACUCGGCUGCGAGGAACUACAUACCGGAAUGGUACAUGAACGAAUUGUGCUGUUCGAUGCCUCUCGUGGAUAACUACGGGUCCGUGAUCACGCAAACGGCUCGGAUUCUUGUUCCUGCUAAAGGGAGCAAGUGGGUCAGAUUGAUGGGCUCGAAUCCGUGGAGAGGUGAAAACUACGUCGAACUCGGAGCAGAUUACUUGUGCGGCGGAAACUUUGCGGGAAAUCGUACAUCCGAAAAUCAGCUCUUGGGGUUUCUAAAAAAAUACGCUCAAGCCGCCGAUGUGCCUUAUAUCCGUCCUCCUGAUGCCGCGUUUCCGACCGUCGCUUCUCCUUUGACAAAGGACAAUGCGCUGUUGCUUCUAGAAUGGAUUAGAAAUCUAAGGUCGAGCGGAGUGCAACUGCCUGUCAGGUUCUUGAAUUGCGUAAAGCACGGAAGUUGGCUGAAGACAUCAGUCGGUUACAAGCCCCCGUCAGAGUCCUUUCUCUCUAACGAAAAUUGGGGAAGUUUGCUUCAGAUUCAGUCCGUAUUGGUUGAUAUACCGAUGAUCGACCAGCAAUUCUACGGAGACCGAAUCGGCAGUUACAAGGAAGAACUGAGAACAAUCGGAGUGAGGUUUGAAUUCUCGGAGGCGUUGACGUAUAUCGGCGCGCAUCUCAUGUCAAUGGCAGCUAAUUGUACUUUGACAAGAGCAAAUGUGGUUUCACUGCUUCAAUUGAUUAGAUUUCUUCGACAGAAAUUUCUGCCUCCUGAGCACCUCAUCCAGAGCAUCAAAAAUGGCAGGUGGCUAAAGACUCGCCUCGGUUAUUCAUCCCCGGCCGGCUCAAUUCUCUUCGGUUCUGAAUGGACGACGGCUUCCUAUAUCAGUAAUCUCCCUUUUAUUGAUAUCGAGUUCUACGGUGACGAAAUCAUUAACUACAAGACGGAGCUCGAGUUGCUCGGUGUUAUAGUCCGAUUCAACGGCAAUUACCAGAUUUUAGUUGAUAACUUUAAACCAUCUUCAACUUUGAUCGCCGCCGACGCUGUUAUACUGAUACUCAUGUGUGUUCGACAUGUGGCAUCUUCGGGAGAUUUCGUGAAGAAGCUGAAAGAACUGAGAUGGCUUAAGACUAAUCUUGGCUACAAAACUCCAGGAGAAACAUUGUUGGUCGACUCAGAAUGGGAAUGCCUCGUAAAGGUUGUCGACGGAGUUCCGCUGAUUGAUUUGGGUUUCUACGGAGAUCGAAUUAGAUCAUUCCAAGAAGAGCUGACGAAAGUUGGGGUGGUUCUUAACUUGGAAGAAGCUGCAAAGGCUAUUGCUCGUCAAUUCAAGCAGCUCGUAUCCUCGUCUUCUCUGACGAAGAAGAAUGUAUUAGCAUUAUUGGCGUCUUAUCGUCAUCUCAAGGACAGGUCAAGCAAUCUACCUCUUGAUCUUGUAGUUUGCAUGCGGUCCGAGAAAUGGUUACACACCAAGAUGGGGUUUAGAUCUCCGGUGGACUCGAUUCUAUUUGAUUCACGAUGGGAAUCUGUCUCUCCGAUGGCCGUUCUACCGUUCAUCGACGACAGCGAUUCUUGCAAUGGGUUGGGCAAGGAGAUAUGUCGGUACAAAAGUGAGCUUAAGUCUUUGGGCGUAGCAUGCGAACCGGAUGAGGGAGCGAAUUUUGUCGUAACGGGGCUUAACAUUCCUAGUAAUCCUUCAGCUAUAACUCCAGCUAAUGUUAUCUCAGUGCUGAAGUGCAUUCGCAAUUGGAAGAAAACACACAAAGUCUUUCCUAAAGACUUCGCGCAGAGAAUCUGUAAGAGGUGGUUGAAGACAGCCAUGGGUUAUCAAUACCCAGAUGAGUGCAUAUUGUUCGAUUCGAAGUCGUGCUCUUUCAUUCAGAGGGAAGACGGGCCUUUCAUCGAUGAAGCAUUCUACGGAUCGGAAAUCUCGUCCUAUAAAAAUGAGCUCGAAGAAAUCGGAGUGACAGUAGAAAUCAGCCAAGGGUGCUCAUUGAUCGCGCGGCAUCUGAAAAGCCACUCUUCGCUGACUACUAUUUCCAGAGUGUACAGCUUCUUGAAAGAAUUUGAAUGGACUCCGGAAAGUAGAUCUGCCAAUUGGAUUUGGAUCCCGAGUGGAAGCGACAGCGGGGAGUGGGUGUCUUCGAGAAGCUGCGUGCUCCAUGACAAGAACAAUCUCUUCAGGUCGCAGCUUCAUGUGUUGGAAAAGCACUAUGAGAAGCGCUUACUCGGGUUCUUCUCCAAUGUCCUCGGAGUUAAGAGUAAUCCUACGGUCGAAGACUACUGCAUGCUUUGGAGUGUCUGGGAAAUGUCGGUCUUAGAUGUGAAGCCCGCCGACUGUUCUGCUUUCUGGUGUUUCAUUGCAAAGAAUUGGAAUGCAGAUACCGAGAAACGUCUUCUGGAUUGUGUUGCUAAACUUCCGGUAAAUGCCAAAAAUGGGAUCUUACUAUCCGACAAGGAAGAUGUCUUCAUCCCCGACGAUCUGUUGCUAAAGGAUUUAUUCGACGAGGCAUCUGAAGAGUCUAUCUUCAUCUGGUAUCCCUCGACAAUUUCACGGGCCAAAUUAAACUUAAUCUACAGCAGCAUCGGGGUUAGAAAGAUUUCUGAGGCUGUGGAAUAUGAUGAAUCGCACUCACUGGAAAGCGGCAAUGUCAGCCAAGUUGAUGCGAAGAAUUUGAUGAUCAAUAAGACUGGUUUGAUGAAAACCUGCCUUGCUUUUCUCGCCGAUCCUUUGCUUGAUAUAAGUGGUGAAGAGCGGCAUCGAAUUGUUCGGUCCCUUCUCGAUGUUGAAGUCUUGGAGACUAACGAGCAGAUCGCGGCGAGCUAUAAGCUUAAGCUCUCCUCAGGAAGGGAUUUAACUGUGAAAGAAAGCCAGAUGUGCAGGUGGGAGAAAGAAGACUCGAAGCUGAUCGUGCAGAGGAUUGAUGGGUCAUCGGGAAAUAAAGAGAGGAUUGAGUUCGCGACGUUCUUCUCCGACGAGGUGUCCAGAGGCUUGCUGUUUGACAGGGCUGAUCAGAUCGAUUCGCUUGCCGAGAUUAUCAAGAUUGGUUCGCUGUUGGAUUUCGACGAAGCGGCCGUCGAGUUCUUGUUGAAGGCGAAGAACCUGCAACUGUUUGAAGAGGAUGAGAAGUUCCUCUCAUCUGAACUCCCCUCUGAAAAGGUAUGACAUCAGAAACAAAAAGAUAAUAAGCUAUUUAGAUUUCUUCUUUUGUUUCUGUGAAUCUUCUCUCAGACUACUUGUGUUAAACUUUAUUAUGUUGCUUGCUCUUUUCUUUUCCUUUUCGUAUUUCGCUCUUUGGGUGUGUGCAUGAUUAAAAGAACUUAAGGCUUGAUGUUUUGUUGGUUUUUCUUGUUGCUUAUGUUCAUAUGGAUAUUGCAGUGUCUGAACACUCAAAGUGUGCUUUGUAUUUCAAAGUUUCAGUGCUAUAUUUAUGCUGCUUCACCUGAGUUGUUUCAAA
Molecule: messenger RNA, 5498 nt
Organism: Ananas comosus (pineapple)
Lineage: Eukaryota; Viridiplantae; Streptophyta; Magnoliopsida; Poales; Bromeliaceae
Exons: 4
Coding region: 98-5206 (1702 amino acids)
Source: RefSeq, a predicted model, not a curated record